CGGGGUGAAUCCGGGCGGUCCGGGCGGCGGGACCGGGGAGGCGUGGGGUCGCCAGGCGCCUGGGAGAAUCGGAGGAAGCGAAGAAGAUGAGAAAGAAGGGGCCGGGCGCCGGCAGCCCGGGCUGCAGCCUGGCGCCUCGCCACCCCAGGCACCCCGGUGGCGCCGAGGAGCCGCUGUGCAAAGUCGGAGGGAGCUGCUGAGAUCGAGACCCGGGAGCGCGGUGGAGCAGGGCUGCCCGGGCGGUGGAGGCGCACGGCAGGCAUUGGCUCUGCGGGUCCGGGAGACCCCUUCGAGUGACUCACAGGAGACAGACGGGGGCUGGGGAAAUGGGCCCCGUGAGGCAAGCGUGACCCUCAAGUCCAGCCCGCCAGCCCGACGACCAGCCGGGAGGACAGCACCAUGGCUGGAGUCGUGGAGCAGAAGAGCGGGCUGGUGCGCAGCAAGCUCAGCGAGGCCGGCAAGAGGAAUGGCCUCAUCAACACCAGGAGCCUGGUAGCCGAGAGCCGGGAUGGCCUAGUGUCUGUGUACCCCGCUCCCCAGUACCAGAGCUGCCGGGUGGUGGGCAGUGUGGCACCGGCUGGCCCAGACGGCGCCCGGAACGAGCCGCUCCAACAGCUGCUGGACCCCAGCACGCUCCAGCAGUCAGUGGAGUCCCGCUACCGGCCCAACCUCAUCCUCUACUCGGAGAGUGUGCUGCGCCCCUGGGGGGAUGGCGUGGCGGCUGACUGCUGUGAGACCACCUUCAUCGAGGACCGCUCGCCCACCAAGGAGAGCCUGGAGUACCCCGAUGGCAAGUUCAUUGACCUCUCACCCGAAGACAUCAAGAUCCACACGCUAUCCUAUGAUGUGGAAGAGGAGGAGGAGUUCCAGGAGCUGGAGAGUGACUACUCCAGCGACACAGAGAGUGAGGACAACUUCCUCGUGAUGCCCCCGCGGGACCACCUGGGCCUCAGCGUCUUCUCCAUGCUCUGCUGCUUCUGGCCCCUGGGCAUCGCCGCCUUCUACCUGUCCCACGAGACGAACAAAGCCGUGGCCAAGGGGGACUUCCAUCAGGCCAGCACCAGCUCCCGGCGGGCCCUCUUCCUGGCUGUGCUCUCCAUCACCAUAGGGACCGGCAUCUACGUGGGCGUGGCCGUGGCCCUCAUCGCCUACCUCUCCAAGAGCAACCACCUAUGAGCUUCCCCGGGCGCACGAGGAGCCUGGGCCAGUCAUGUGCGGGCACAGAGGAGCAAGGCUGGCCAGGGUGGACACACAGGUGGAGAUACACCUGUGUGAGGCUGUUACAGUGUAAGUCAUAGCCAAUGACGCCACGAAGCCCUGGGAUUUAUGGAUUCCCUUUGUUUUCACCCUUUCAUAUCGUUUUCACAGCACUGUGUAGAGCUUGGGACAGAUGGGGCACCGCUGACCCAUUCCCAGUGGAUGCUCCGAAGAUCCUGACCCUCAAGGCUGUCUCCGCAUGGAUCCUGGUGGAUUAAUGGCCAGUGCCCAGAAUGCCAGAGCAUUAGCAACAGACAAACAGGAACAUGUGUUCAUUUAUUUAUUUAUUUUGGAAUAUGGUGCAACAGGAAGAGGGCGGGGGACGCAUGCUCUUCUGCCGGUGGCCCUGCCUGACUCCACUGGCAGCACCGCCCCCUCCGUCCAAGCACCUUCCCUGCGGGAAGGAAAUAGGCCAGGUAGGGGGAGAGACAGAGCAGCUGCUGGAAGGACCCCCAGCAGUCACGGGUCUUCAGAUGAGUCCAGCCCUGAGAAUGCAAAACCAGAAUCGCCCCCAGGCCCAGAACAUCACUCCCUCCACGCUGUCCCCGGCCGAGGAAUGUCAGGCCUCCUCUGGAACACGUCCCACCUCCGCAGCCACCAUGCAGCAAUAUGCAGUCCUGGGGUCCUCGUUGAUCUGGGGCCAAGGGCAGGCCGGCCCCUCUCCAGACUUCUCCCUGGAAGACCCAGAUUUGCUCCAGGAACUCCAGGCCCAGGAGCCGCGGACACCCCGGGGUAUGCUUCUCCCCACCUGCUGACACCUUGGUGACGACAGUGACACUAGUGAUCUUACUGAGGACACGACUAAAUGAAUAGCUAUUUUCUUGUCAUUUUUUUAAGUGCAACUAUUGCUUCCUGCUGCUUCAGUUAUCAGAUGAAUGCUGAGAAAUAAGUAAUCACAGACAUUUUAAUACCAUUUCA
This is a messenger RNA of Capra hircus (goat), 2175 nucleotides long. It is a transcript of the gene SYNDIG1, whose product is annotated as synapse differentiation inducing 1. Gene Ontology annotation, biological process: synaptic vesicle clustering; positive regulation of synapse assembly. Gene Ontology annotation, cellular component: postsynaptic density membrane; intracellular membrane-bounded organelle; excitatory synapse. The coding region runs from base 400 to 1176 and encodes 258 amino acids. NCBI's taxonomy places the organism in Eukaryota, Metazoa, Chordata, Mammalia, Artiodactyla, Bovidae. The record is from RefSeq and is a predicted model, not a curated record. The transcript has 4 exons.